UUUAUCCGGCUCUGCAUCGUCUCGUCGUGUGAGCAACGAUGGCUAGCACUGGUGCAAAACAAGCGCCUAAAAUUGUCUCCAAAACUUCUGCGGGAGGCACCGGGGCGGCGGGGGCUAGUGGUGGGCCCCCGAUAAUGCCCCUCGCCUCUCCGCUCAUGGGGAAAAAGAAAAAGCCGUUUCUAGGGAUGCCUGCUCCGCUGGGUUACGUUCCCGGUCUCGGCAGAGGUGCCACUGGUUUCACCACCCGAUCUGAUAUCGGUCCUGCUCGUGAUGCUAAUGAUCCAGUGGAUGACCGGCAUGCACCCCCUGGAAAGAGGACGGUCGGGGACCAAAUGAAAAAGAACCAGGAUGAUGAUGAUGAAGAUCUGAAUGACACCAACUAUGAUGAGUUUAAUGGUUAUGCAGGUAGCUUGUUCUCAAGUGGGCCCUAUGAGAAAGAUGAUGAGGAAGCCGAUGCUAUAUAUGCAGCGCUGGACAAGAGGAUGGAUGAAAGACGCAAAGAAAGAAGGGAGCUGAGAGAAAAGGAGGAAAUUGAGAAAUACCGUAUGGAGCGACCAAAAAUUCAGCAGCAGUUCUCAGAUUUAAAGAGGAAGCUUGCAGAGGUGUCAGAGGAGGAAUGGCUGAGCAUUCCUGAAGUGGGAGAUGCCAGAAACAAGCGCCAGAGGAAUCCCCGCUAUGAGAAGCUCACCCCUGUCCCCGACAGCUUCUUCUCCAAACAUUUGCAGAGUGGAGAGAACCACACCUCUGUUGACCCAUUGCAAGGGCUGGGAGGUCUGAACACACCUUAUCCAGGAAGCAUGACACCUGGUCUGAUGACACCAGGGACCGGAGAACUGGAUAUGAGGAAAAUUGGUCAGGCCAGAAACACACUCAUGGAUAUGAGGCUCAGUCAGGUGUCUGACUCAGUGAGUGGACAAACAGUAGUGGAUCCCAAGGGUUACUUGACAGAUCUUAACUCUAUGAUCCCCACUUAUGGAGGAGACAUCAGUGACAUCAAGAAGGCUCGUCUGCUGCUGAAAUCAGUGAGGGAAACAAAUCCCCAUCACCCACCUGCCUGGAUUGCUUCUGCCAGGCUGGAGGAGGUGACUGGGAAGUUGCAGGUGGCCAGAAACCUGAUCAUGAAAGGCACAGAGAUGUGUCCGAAGAGUGAGGAUGUGUGGCUGGAGGCUGCCAGGCUCCAGCCUGGUGACACAGCUAAAGCCGUGGUAGCCCAGGCUGUCCGUCACCUUCCACAGUCUGUGCGCAUCUAUAUCAGAGCUGCAGAGCUGGAGACAGACGUCAGGGCUAAGAAACGAGUCCUCAGAAAGGCGCUGGAAAAUGUAUCCAAGUCAGUUCGACUGUGGAAGACAGCUGUUGAACUGGAGGAACCAGAGGAUGCCAGGAUCAUGCUUAGCAGAGCUGUGGAGUGUUGCCCUACAAGUGUGGAGCUCUGGCUGGCACUGGCCCGGUUAGAGACAUAUGAGAACGCUCGUCGUGUCCUGAACAAAGCUCGAGAGAAUAUCCCCACCGAUCGCCACAUCUGGAUCACUGCUGCGAAGCUGGAGGAGGCCAAUGGGAACACUCAGAUGGUCGACAAGAUCAUUGACCGAGCCAUCACUUCUCUGCGUGCCAAUGGUGUGGAGAUCAACAGAGAACAGUGGAUACAGGACGCAGAGGAGUGUGACAAAGCAGGUAGUGUGGCUACCUGCCAGGCCGUGAUAAGGGCUGUCAUAGGGAUUGGAAUUGAGGAGGAGGACCGCAAACACACCUGGAUGGAGGAUGCCGAGAGUUGUGUGGCCCAUGGGGCACUGGAGUGUGCCAGAGCCAUCUAUGCCCAUGCUCUCCAAGUAUUCCCAAGUAAAAAAAGUGUCUGGCUUAGAGCUGCCUACUUUGAGAAGAACCAUGGCACCAGAGAGUCCUUGGAGGCUUUACUUCAGAGGGCUGUGGCUCACUGCCCCAAAGCAGAGGUAUUGUGGCUAAUGGGUGCCAAGUCCAAGUGGCUUGCUGAGGAUGUGCCAGCAGCCAGAAGUAUCCUUGCUCUGGCCUUCCAGGCUAACCCAAACAGUGAAGAGAUCUGGCUUGCUGCUGUCAAACUGGAGUCAGAGAAUAAUGAGUAUGAAAGAGCCCGUCGACUGCUAGCCAAGGCCCGCAGCAGUGCACCAACAGCCAGGGUGUUUAUGAAGUCAGUAAAAUUGGAGUGGGUGUUGGGAAACAUAGAAGCUGCCCAGGAGUUGUGCACUGAGGCCCUGAAGCACUACGAGGACUUCCCUAAGCUUUGGAUGAUGCGAGGCCAAAUCGAGGAGCAGUGUGAAAAUAUGGAUAAAGCUAGAGAGGCCUAUAACCAAGGGUUAAAGAAGUGUCCCCACUCUGUGCCACUGUGGUUGUUGCUGUCACAUUUGGAAGAGAGAGUGGGACAGCUGACCAGAGCCAGAGCAAUCCUCGAGAAGGCACGGCUCAAGAAUCCCCAGACCGCUGAGCUGUGGCUGGAGUCAGUCAGAUUGGAGUACAGGGCUGGACUGAAGAACAUUGCCAACACGCUGAUGGCCAAAGCCCUGCAGGAAUGCCCAAAUUCAGGUACCCUGUGGGCUGAGGCAGUGUUUUUGGAGGCCAGGCCCCAGAGGAAGACGAAGAGUGUGGAUGCUUUGAAGAAGUGCGAACAUGAUCCACACGUCUUGCUCGCUGUAGCCAAGUUGUUCUGGAGUGAGCGUAAGAUCACCAAAGCUAGAGAGUGGUUCCUCAGGACCGUAAAGAUUGAGCCGGAUCUGGGGGAUGCUUGGGCUUUCUUCUACAAGUUUGAGCUGCAACAUGGCACAGAGGAGCAGCAGGAAGAGGUGCGAAAACGCUGUGAGAAUGCAGAGCCCCGUCAUGGAGAGCUGUGGUGUGCCGAGUCCAAACAUGUACUAAACUGGCAGAAGAAGACAGGAGAGAUCUUAGCACAGGUAGCCAGCAAGAUCAAGAACACAUUCUGAGAGUGGGGAAAUUUGGACUGAAAACACCUGGAGGACUCUGGCAGUCACCAGUAUAGAAGUGAACAAAUAUUGACAUGCUUAUUCUGUACCAGGACUUGCCCAUCUCUGGCAGAUUUAAAGUAUUUACGCACGCCCUUACAUUUUUUUGUUGUUGUAUGUGUCAGGAGAAAGUAAUGAUUUGACGUCAAAAUGACGAAAUCUGUGGAUGUUUUAAAAAAAAAAAAAAAAAAAAAAAGUGACUGAUGGUUACCCUCUUCAUCCUGAUAUGCAGUAAGGAGAUCUUUGGCUGCGAUGUGAGAUUUUUGUGGAUACCUUUUUGAUCUGUCUGUGUGUAUGGGGUUUCAAGGUGUGGCCUCAGCUAUUGUUGUGAUUUGGCUUCUUUGUUAAAAUCCUUGUCUUAUCCUCUCCUAAAAGUGCUAGAACAGUACUCUUAGGUGUCCUCUCGGAUUUCACAGCAUUUUUCUGUUAUUAUUUAAACCUCCAGAGUCAUGCUCUGCUUGAUGUUGAUGAUCAGAGGUGGUGUGUUUUGUUUUGUUUUGUUAAAACAUUGAAUUUUUUUAGCUUCAGGUCCCACACGCCUUCUGGCAAAUAAUACAUUGUUUUCCCUUUGCAACUCUGCUGUGAAGAUGCAGCCGAUGAAUCAUCUAGUAAGCAGCUGUCGCAUGUGCAUUGAAUAAUUAAAGAGAAAAACACCCAUUCUAGUGAUUCAUUCAUUCCUAAAUCCACCUUUUUAGCACAUUACUGAGUAUAAAAGGUUACUUUCAGGUUUAUGAAAUAAAUGAUUAUGUCAUAGUAAGUCUGCCGUUCUCUUCUCUUUGGUUUAGAGUUAUGCAGAGUGUCUCCCAUCUUCUUUACUGUUAAUCCCUGCUGUUAUUUUAUAGUUCUGCCGUGUUGGAUCAUUCAGCAUAAUCUAAAUUUUAAUAUGCAUUACCACAGAAUUCUUCCAAAGGUUUAUUUGUCCGCCUAGUUCAGCUAACAACCUGACUAACCUUACCGAUGUUGAUCAGAUAUUACUGUCUGCACUCCCAUUGGUCAGUGUUGGUAUUCUGCUUGUUAGGCAGAAGAAGGGCAACAAAAGAUAAACAGGGCAGGCUAUAAUAGCUUUGUGGAGUUGGAAUAAUUAAAACAUUACCGGUAACAUUCAGCUGUGUGUACAAGUAGGAAAAUGGCAGUUUUUUGUUACUAAAAAUGUAACAAAAGCUACAGUUAUAUAAUCAAUAUGGACUUAAAGGACAGACUUAUAAACUUUAAUUCAAGGGGUCUCCAAUACCACUGAUGAGUUAGAGCUGGUCCAAUGUUUUUACAGUGUUACAGUUUUAUUUAUUACUUUGUUUUGUGAGCUGCUUCUAUUUUUUUUUCUUCACAAGUUAAUGCGGUAAAAGGUCGUGAGAUGUUUCCAAGUGACAUGUUUGGAAAGCAGCUGUGAACCACAACAUGCCAUCAAAAGAGCUCUUAAGUACAAGUGUAACAGACCAAAUAUCAGCUGCAAAACAAGAAAAAACACAGCUCCUUCAGCGUGAUAGCGAGUGCAUUAGAGAGACCAAAUCAUUUAGACAGGAAAAAAACAAAACCAAGGCACUUUGCAACAUAACAAAGUCCACAUUUCCAUGGAUGACAACACCGGUGGAUGAUCCUGGGAUCCUUUCCAUUGUAAAUGGAGCCCGACUGAUAUUUAGGACGAUACUGAUAUUUGGUUAUUUUAAAAAAUAUGAUAUUGCGAUAUAUUUGUCGAUAUCUUUUUUUUUUUUUAAGAAGACAUAAAAUAAAACAUAAACAUUUGUUACGUGUACUUUUUUUAUCCCCUGCCCGAAGCUGCACGGAUCAGCUGGUUGUUGCGUUUGGUCAGUUGCGAAUAGGGAAGUUGCAGAGUGCCCUCUGGUGGACGACCUAUGCAAUACCAACACCCACAACAUGGUUGAAGGGCGUUUCUCUCUUCUCUGUCAUUUAUGAGCUGUUACAAAUGCAGAUACCAGUAGACUGGCAUACAGCUAAGUCAGUCGGGCUCUAAUUAUAAGGAUACAGAGGGUUAACUACAAGGUUCAAACCAUACCUGAAAGUAAAAGGAAAGAUUAGACUUUGCCAGAGCAGUUUGGAAACACCAUUCUUUAAACAAAUAAAACUGACAUCAACCUUUACUGGAAUGACAGGACAAAAAAAGAUUGGCACAGCCAUCCAUUGGCUCAUAACUCAAGCAUACAGCAUCUAAUAAAAAAAAAUGGACUGUAGACAGUAUGAUGCACAGACACGCAUGCUUUCCAGUUUCACUAGUCACUAGUGUUGUGAUGACACAAGGCAGAAAGAGUCAUGAAAAACUUAAAUGUUGGGCUAAACACCACAAAGUAGGAAACUCAUUCCACGUUAAUUUAUUAAGUGACAUUCUAGCUGCUGAAAAUAAGUGACUGUGAAAGAUGGUUGUGAUUUUUCAACAGUUUAUGCAAUAUUUUUGUUUAACUCAAGCUGAGAGUAUGUACUUAACGUCCAUAUUCACUCUGUCACAAUUGAAUUUGUUUUUGUGAAAUCUUUAAAUGAGAAAACAUAUUCUCUGGUGUGUUGACAAGCACUUAUUUUGCUUUCAUGCUGCUUGAUCUGUUCAUCAUUCUUUAGCUGCCUGUGACCAGCCAUUUCAAGAGAAGUUAAGUCAUCUCACAGCAAAGCAGCACUCUGUCAGCUGGAUUUGGCACACAUGAGAAUUCUGUUAACUAAUUAUAUUCAUAUGUCGCAUUGAAGGUGGUAAAAAUGUACUAUUAAAUCAAAAA
This is a messenger RNA of Oreochromis aureus, 5704 nucleotides long. It is a transcript of the gene prpf6, whose product is annotated as PRP6 pre-mRNA processing factor 6 homolog (S. cerevisiae). The coding region runs from base 39 to 2948 and encodes 969 amino acids. The transcript is spliced from 21 exons. Gene Ontology annotation, molecular function: protein binding. Lineage: Eukaryota; Metazoa; Chordata; Actinopteri; Cichliformes; Cichlidae. Gene Ontology annotation, cellular component: catalytic step 2 spliceosome; U4/U6 x U5 tri-snRNP complex. Gene Ontology annotation, biological process: spliceosomal tri-snRNP complex assembly; mRNA splicing, via spliceosome. The record is from RefSeq and is a predicted model, not a curated record.